Messenger RNA from Xenopus laevis (African clawed frog), 2769 nucleotides. It is a transcript of the gene pabpc4.L, whose product is annotated as poly(A) binding protein cytoplasmic 4 L homeolog. Bases 518 to 2398 code for a protein of 626 amino acids. Gene Ontology annotation, biological process: mRNA stabilization; negative regulation of nuclear-transcribed mRNA poly(A) tail shortening. Gene Ontology annotation, molecular function: eukaryotic initiation factor 4G binding; RNA binding; nucleic acid binding. Lineage: Eukaryota; Metazoa; Chordata; Amphibia; Anura; Pipidae. Gene Ontology annotation, cellular component: cytoplasm. The record is from RefSeq and is a predicted model, not a curated record. The transcript is spliced from 15 exons.
AAGCGACAUUCUGCCUCUUUUGUCCUCGCUGUGGUGCGGGGUGCUGGCUAGAGUUUGCUGUCUGAUGGUGAUCGAGUAACCAGGCAAACCGCUCGGGCACUGAAACACAAAUAUUUGUGCUGCGCCUGUAUACACAUAAGCUCUCAACCUGACCUAUGUUUGUUCCAUAUUUAGGUACAUAAAUACCGCAGACGCACCGCAAAUCUUGCCCAUUUGUUAGGCCCGCUAUAUAGCGUUUCUCCUGUCUACUCCUAUCACCAUAAGGCGGCAUUUGACAUCACCUCAUAGGACUUGUGGCCAGCAACAUAUUGGCACCCCGCAAAUACCACAGCAAGCUCUUAAACAUCCCUACGGUCGGUGUCCUGCGCUUCUACACCUUGCUAUUUGCAGGAGUAUACAGACACGCCAUAGAAACCACUUCCCUGUAUUUACUAAGCCUUAAUCUUUAUUACGUCUCCUGUGGAGAUCCUAUUCAGUUUAGCCGUCCCAUUAUUGCUCAGUGCCCCCUGUCUGGGUGAUGCACACAGCUACUAGCAGUUAUCCUAUGGCGUCCCUAUAUGUGGGGGAUUUGCACCCCGAUGUAACCGAGGCCAUGCUCUAUGAGAAGUUCAGCCCUGCAGGACCAGUCCUGUCCAUUCGUGUGUGCAGGGACAUGAUUACCCGCCGCUCUCUGGGAUAUGCCUAUGUUAACUUCCAACAGCCUGCUGAUGCUGAACGUGCUUUGGAUACUAUGAAUUUUGAUGUUAUUAAAGGGAAACCCAUACGCAUUAUGUGGUCUCAGCGGGACCCAUCCUUGAGGAAAUCUGGUGUUGGCAAUGUUUUCAUAAAGAAUCUAGACAAAUCAAUUGACAAUAAAGCACUAUAUGACACUUUUUCUGCAUUUGGGAAUAUCCUUUCUUGUAAGGUAGUGUGUGACGAGAAUGGUUCCAAGGGUUAUGCUUUCGUGCACUUUGAGACUCAGGAUGCUGCAGAUCGAGCCAUAGAAAAGAUGAACGGCAUGCUGCUCAACGACCGCAAAGUGUUUGUUGGGAGGUUUAAAUGCCGAAGAGAGCGUGAAGCAGAGCUUGGAGCCAAAGCCAAGGAAUUCACAAAUGUUUACAUCAAGAAUUUUGGAGAAGACAUGGACGAUGAGCGAUUAAAGGAGACGUUUAGCAAAUAUGGGAAGACUCUGAGCGUUAAAGUGAUGACCGACCCCAGUGGCAAGUCCAAAGGGUUUGGCUUUGUGAGCUUUGAAAGGCACGAAGAUGCAAAUAAGGCUGUAGAUGACAUGAAUGGAAAAGAUGUCAACGGAAAGAUAAUGUUUGUAGGCAGGGCCCAGAAAAAAGUGGAACGUCAAGCAGAGCUGAAGCGGAGAUUUGAGCAAUUGAAGCAAGAGAGAAUUAGCCGCUACCAGGGAGUCAAUUUAUAUAUUAAAAAUUUGGAUGACACCAUUGAUGACGAGAAACUCAGAAAAGAGUUUUCCCCAUUUGGUUCAAUCACAAGUGCUAAGGUGAUGCUAGAGGAAGGCCGCAGCAAAGGUUUUGGAUUUGUCUGCUUUUCCUCACCAGAAGAGGCCACUAAAGCAGUGACUGAGAUGAAUGGACGCAUUGUUGGCUCAAAGCCUCUAUAUGUAGCUCUUGCUCAGAGAAAAGAAGAACGUAAAGCUCAUCUUACUAAUCAGUACAUGCAGCGUAUUGCAGGAAUGAGGGCCCUGCCUGCUAAUACACUUAUCAACCAGUUCCAGCCUGCACCUGGGGGGUACUUUGUGCCAGCUGUGCCACAGACCCAGAGUAGACCUACAUACUAUGCACCAAACCAUAUGGCUCAGAUACGACCUGGUCCUCGUUGGCAGCAAACUGGGCGACCUCAAGGUUUUCAGCCCAUGCCCAACACAUUGCGCCACAGUGGCCCUCGGCAGUCACUGCGCCAUAUGCCACCAUCUAAUGCUCAGGGUACCCGUGGCAUUCCCGGCGUAACCCAAAGAGUCGGAGUAUCCUCUUCUACCCAAACAAUGGGUCCUAGGCCUCCAGUCUCUGCUCCUCCACCACGUGCUGUUCCUCCAUACAAGUACACCCGUUGUCCUCUCCCAGUGGUGCAGCCUCUGCAGGCCCCCCAGCCAGCCGUCCAUGUGCAGGGACAGGAGCCUCUCACGGCCUCCAUGUUGGCUUCUGCUCCACCCCAGGAACAGAAGCAGAUGUUGGGAGAACGUUUAUUUCCUCUUAUCCAAGCCAUGCAUCCGUCAUUGGCGGGUAAAAUUACAGGAAUGCUGCUGGAAAUAGACAACUCAGAACUGUUACACAUGUUGGAGUCCCCAGAGUCUCUGCGCUCUAAGGUAGAGGAGGCAGUAGCUGUGCUCCAGGCUCAUCAAGCCAAGAAAGAUGCUGCACAGAAAGUGGGAAUUGUCACAGCUACCUCUUGAACCAGCCUGACCUGCAAGUAUCUGCACUAGUCUGGAAUAAAGAAGCCAAAAUCAAAUCACUAUGUGUGAGGGGUUGGUAAGUGGCUGCCAAGAACCUUUUCUCCUUCACAUAAACAGUUGUCUCUGCAGGAGAUGUUAAUUUGUUAAUAAUGAGGUCUAUGCACUAUGUCGCUUUAUGCUCUUGAGAUGAUAAGCCACAUCUUCGAUGAGCAUCAAUGGAUCCUUUCCAAGGACAUCCUGAGAGACUUUUAAGGUUACAAUGGAUUUUUAUUUUUUGCAGGUGUUGGGUUGACAACUAAUGUAAAACAUGAUUUGAAUGUAACAUCUUAAAGCUGUUUCUCUGUGAAAUAUUAAAACAUUUGUUAAUUGCA